Molecule: messenger RNA, 2473 nt
Organism: Coregonus clupeaformis (lake whitefish)
Lineage: Eukaryota; Metazoa; Chordata; Actinopteri; Salmoniformes; Salmonidae
Product: armadillo repeat-containing protein 1-like
Exons: 7
Coding region: 223-1056 (277 amino acids)
Molecular function (GO): metal ion binding
Source: RefSeq, a predicted model, not a curated record
CAAUUAGCUGUCUCCAAACAGAGGCCGCGAUGACUCGUAAAAUGAACCCGUUAGCUAGCUAACGUUAGCUAUUUGACGAAAUUGCAUGACCGAAACAGCUUUAUUUCGCGGUUUCAUUUUAACUCAAUCGCUGUCAUUGUACAAUUAAAAUAAGGGGAGAUCACUUGGAGAAAAGUGUAAAGAGGCUGGUUUGAUGUGCAUGGCACUGGGAGAGAAGGCACCAUGAGUGGGGAGUUGGAUGCGCUGACUGUGGUGAACCAGCUACGAGACCUCGCAGCUGACCCCCUCAACAGACGGGCCAUAGUACAGGACAACGGCUGCUUACCAGGUCUCAUCCUCUUUCUGGACCACCCCAACCCUCAGGUCGUCUACUCAGCAUUAUUGGCGGUGCGCUACCUGGCAGAAUGUCGGACCAACAGAGAGAAGAUGAAGGGAGAGCUGGGCAUGAUGCUGAGUCUGCAGAAUGUCAUUCAGAAGAGCACCUCCCCUGGAGAGACCAAGCUGCUGGCGUCUGAGAUAUAUGAGAUUCUGCAGGCAGCUGGUAAUGAUGAGGCAGAGCAGGCUGAGGCUGAGGCCGCCUCCUGCAGACGCAAGGCCCACUUCUUCCUGGGCUCCACCAACAAGAGGGCCAAGACUGUGGUGCUGCACAUCGACGGCCUGGACGACUCAACUCGUAGAAGUCUCUGUGAGGAGGCCCUGUUGAAGAUCCGAGGGGUGAUCAGCUUCACCUUCCAGAUGGCUGUGAAGAGAUGUGUGGUCAGGAUCCGCUCUGACAUCAAGGCUGAGGCACUGGGCACGGCGAUCAACUCCACCAAGGUGAUGAAGGCUUCACAGGUGCUGAAGGGAGAGGAUGGAGGAGAGCUGAUGCUCCCAUUCCAGGAGGGUGCAGAGGCGGUGGUGGUGGAGCACAACGUGGACAUCCCAGACUACCUCCCCGAGGAGGAAAGCCCGUCUCAGGAGCAGGACAAGGCCGUGACGCGCGUUGGCUCCAUCACAGAUGGCGCGGGCUGGCUCGGCACCGCCGCCAACUUCCUGUCCCGCUCCUUCUACUGGUGACCACUUCCUGUGUCAGUCCCCAUCGUCACAACCCCAAACCCACUAACCACCACCCGACGGUCACCUUAGCCCUGCCUACUUCCUCCAGACUUCCUACACUGCUCUCUAGUCCCUCUCAGCAGCCACACAGAGUACCACUCUGCUCAGUGUACAAGGAGCGCUGGACUGCCAAGUGCAACCUGCAAUAAUCUUUCAUUGUUUAUAAGACAAAAUUAGCUAAGAACAUGCUAGCUACUGUACCGCAGGCUGAACGCGCUGCACACUAAAUACACUCAGUCAAUCUCUACAUGUUAUGUACCUCAUAAGCCAGAGACAGAGGACUUCAGAAUCAGCUUACAUCUCUUAUUUUCCUUUAGAGAAGUAGUUUUCUCUGACGCCUGAUGGGUCCAUAACCUCUUUGAAACCAAAUUGCAUUGUGGAAUGCAUGGUGCUGCAUCGUCUUCUGAGUUUGAGCGAUUGCAUUGUAUGACGCUGUGCUUGUGGAUACAGGAGUGUUUUUGGCUCUCGCUCUUCUUUUCCUCAUCUUUCUUUUCAUAAGGUUUUUUCACCCUUUUUCUUUCUGUUUGCCAAUUUGAUAUAAUCCCUAAUUCAAUUUUCAUUCCCCCGCGUGGGGCUUUUUAAAGCAUGCUGCAAUAAUUGUUGCUUGUGCCGAUCUUGCUCGCUGCCUUGUCUUCAUCAUGUUUACGUCUCUAUCCUUUGUUGUGUGCCUUUUGGACUCUUCACUGCCAUGUAUUGCUAUUUAUUUGUCAAUUUUAACUUCUCUCAAAACCUGUACUGACCUCGCCUUCUGGAUGGUAAUGGGGUGAACAGGCCAUUGCUCGGGUGGUUGAUGUUCUUGAUGAUCGUUUUGGCCUUCCUGUGACAUCGGCUGCUCUAGGUGUCUUCUAGGGCAGGCAGUGAGCCCCCGGAGAUGGUUGGGCAGACCGCACCACCCUCUGGUAAAUGGUGCCUGGUUUCCUAGUAACAUUAAUCAUAAUAUGUUAAUCUCAGUCCUUAUUUCAGGAAGAAAUCAUGUUUUUCUUCUGUUGAACAGUUAUUCUUUGUCUCCAUUUUACUUUGUUGUUGAAAGAUGCAACAGAAAUGUUAAAUGUAGAUAAUACCUUUUUAUCAAGAGGCUAUGACUGAAACAUUGACGUUCAAUAUUAGGUUCUUGCAUAGAUUAGUCUUUGGAUUGACUUUUUUUAUUUUAUUUUGAGGAACCCUUUCAUGCCUGUAAUCCUUUUCCAGCUGAAUUAUGAUCUCAUCUGAUUUGCAUCUGAUUUAAGUGGGAUUGACAUGCAUUGUGUAAAGGAAGUGCUGACCAGACUAUAGUUAUCCUUCUGGAGGCCCAGCUCAGAUAUAGAGUUUAAAUGUAUUACAUUUUGAGUUUGCAUCCUAAUAUUACACUUUUAUAUACACUACCAGUGAAGAGUUUGGA